Messenger RNA from Fusarium vanettenii 77-13-4, 2199 nucleotides. RefSeq lists its product as uncharacterized. The coding region runs from base 1 to 2199 and encodes 732 amino acids. Lineage: Eukaryota; Fungi; Ascomycota; Sordariomycetes; Hypocreales; Nectriaceae. The record is from RefSeq and is a predicted model, not a curated record. Gene Ontology annotation, biological process: glucan catabolic process. The transcript is spliced from 2 exons. Gene Ontology annotation, molecular function: beta-glucosidase activity.
AUGAAGAGCGAUAUACCACCAACAUUGGCUGUAAAGGAAGUUGGCCUCGGUCACGAUGCUUCAGCUGUCGCUGCUCGUCUACUGACUGAGCUGUCUUUGACGGAGCGUUUACAUCUUCUGGAUGGAGAUGUACCAUUCUGGGAGGGCCUAUGGGGAAUACUCUGUGAUCGAUAUAAUCGCAAGCCAUUCGUCAUGGGUGCAAUUCCUCGCCUCAACAUACCGGGAGUCAAGUUCACGGAUGGGCCCAGGGGCGUUGUCAUGGGCUCGUCAACUGCAUUUCCAAUUUCCAUGGCCCGGGGCGCCACCUGGGACAUUGAGCUUGAACGCCGUAUUGGCAACGCCAUCGGACUAGAAGCCAAGGCACAGGGCGCAAAUUACUUUGCCGGCGUGUGCAUCAAUCUUCCACGUCACCCAGCGUGGGGUCGCAUCCAAGAAACAUACGGAGAAGACCCAUUUCUGUUGGGUGAGUUUGGAGUUGCACUUACUCAGGGCGUUCAAAAUCAUAUCAUGGCAUGCGUCAAACAUUUUGCCUUGAAUUCGAUGGAGAAUGCACGAUUUCGAGUUGAUGUGGAGGUCGAAGAGGACGUCCUUCAUGAAGUCUACCUUGCUCACUUCAGAAGGGUUGUUGAAGCUGGCGUAGCUUCAGUAAUGUCUUCUUAUAACUCGGUUAACGGAGAAUGGGCAGGGCAAAGCAAGGCUCUCCUCACAGAUGUACUUCGGGAACAGUGGAAAUUUACCGGCUUCGUUGUAUCAGAUUUUAUUUUCGGCCUACGAGAUGCCGCACUUUCGGUCAAGAAUGGUCUCGAUAUCGAAGCGCCUUUCGCGCAGCAACGAGCAAUGCAUCUGGAGAAUGCCCUUGGUAACGGCGAACUAUCUUGGAUUGAUGUCAACAAAUCAGCCAGGAGAAUUCUACAAACACAGCUCCAGUUCGCCUCUCGAUUUCUCUCAAAGCCACCUGAUGCGUCAGUUGUCUUUUGCAAAGAACAUCGACAACUAGCCCGGGAGGUUGCCGAACGAUCAAUGGUGCUGCUAAAGAACGACACAAUCAACAGCACGCCUCUCCUCCCACUCAAAACCGCAGACAUGUCUCGUCUGGCUCUCAUUGGUCGCCUGGCAAACAAACCCAAUACCGGGGACAAGGGCUCCUCCCAGGUAUUUUCACCGACGGUGGUCACCCCUUACCAAGGACUCGAGGAAGGGAUACCCAACGUUGAAAUCAUUUUUGAAGAUGAUGACAGACCUGAGUCUGCUGCAAGAGCAGCCGAGAAAGCAGACGUUGCAGUUGUUGUCGUGGGCUACGACGCCAACGACGAGGGCGAAUAUGUGGUGCCUUCUCUCCAGAACGAUCCUGGCUUAUCGGAGCUGUUCCCCCCGACUAGCAAUCCUGACCAAGAGGAGAUGCUGUCGAUUGUGCAGGGUAACCCAGCUCAAGGCAAACAAAGUUCAACUUCGGCACUCGAAGUCGGUGCUGGCGGCGACCGACUGUCUCUGAGGCUGAGACCUCGAGAUGUUGAGAUUAUCAAUGCAGUGGCGUCUGUUAAUGCGAAGACAAUUGUUGUGCUUAUUUGCGCCGGCGCUGUCAUAAUGGAAGAGUGGAAAGGCAAAGUCCCUGCUAUCAUGAUCAGUUGGUACGCUGGGGCAGAAGGCGGCCAUGCACUCGCAGAUGUUUUACUGGGACGGGUCAAUGUUGGAGGCAGAUUACCAUUUUCUAUCCCACAAGAUGAGAGCCACCUCCCUGAUAUUGAUAUUGAAGCAUCGGCUAUCAAAUAUGAUCGUUGGUAUGGUCAAAGCCUACUCGACAAGCUUGGGGUUGAUGCUGCGUUUCCACUCGGAUAUGGCUUGUCUUAUACCGAAUUCAGGUUCAAUAACCUCGAAAUUGAGCCUAGAACGGAGCCCACAGGCCAUAAUGGUGUCAAGGUGGCCGUCGAUGUGGAAAACACAAGUCAAAGAUCUGGGCAUCACGUCGCCCAAGUUUAUGGACAUCCUAACAUGGCUGACUUUCCACACCGAGUCCUUCUUGGUUUUGGCAGCGUCUAUUUACAAGCUGGAGAGUUGAAGCGGGUAUUUGUCGAUGCAUCGUUGCGGCCGAUUGAACGAUGGGUUGAUGGUCAGUUUUGCUUGUUGGUUGAUCACUUCGAGAUUGAGGUUGCAGCAUACGCUGGGGAUAAACACGGAAUCCGUAAAGUGUAUCAGCUUUAG